Messenger RNA from Hibiscus syriacus, 594 nucleotides. RefSeq lists its product as uncharacterized. The record is from RefSeq and is a predicted model, not a curated record. The coding region runs from base 1 to 594 and encodes 197 amino acids. Lineage: Eukaryota; Viridiplantae; Streptophyta; Magnoliopsida; Malvales; Malvaceae. The transcript has a single exon.
AUGAGGACUGAUUAUCUGCAAUUCAGUGCUGAUUCUAAUGCGAUUAAGGAUAUUUGGGAUGAUAUUAGACCUAAAAGCCAAAAAGUCCCUUGGCAUAAUCUCCUUUGGUUUCCAUUGCAUAUACCGAAGCAUUGUUUAAUCGUCUGGAUGGCCAUUCAAGACAGAUUGCCUACAAGAGAUCGUCUGCAAAAUAUGGGCAUUAACAUUGCUGCUUUAUGUGUUAACUGUAGUAAUUAUCCUGAGACUCGAAACCAUCUUUUCGCAGACUGUUCAUUAGCAGAUCGCUUAUGGAAUAUUAUUUUGAAUGUGAAUGGUAUGAAUGCAUCACAUUUGUCAUGGAACGAGAUGGUUUAUAGAGCAAUCACUUCAUGGAAAUGGAAGUCCCAAAUUACCUCUAUUGUGAAGAUUGCUUGGUCUGCUUUCAUCUAUUCUAUAUGGCAGGAAAGAAACCAAAGAAUUUUUCAAGCUCGAUCUAGAUCUGCAGAACAACUUUUUACUGAAAUUUAUGAGGCUGUCCGAUUAAGUCUUAGGGGAAAAACCAUCAAUAGGAUUGAUAGCACUAAUCUUUCCUUGUGUAAUGCUUGGGGCUUAUAG